Molecule: messenger RNA, 844 nt
Organism: Effrenium voratum
Lineage: Eukaryota; Dinophyceae; Suessiales; Symbiodiniaceae
Source: the annotation of a GenBank genome assembly
GGUGCCAUUGUGUGCCGUUGGAGCCACUCAAGGCGGUGCCUGGCGGGUUGUAUAGAUCCAGCCAUGUCGGCCGUGCCGCUGUCCGGAGGUCAGCCCUCGAAUGUGGCGCCUUUGCCGGCACGCAUGGAUGAUUGGACCAAGCUGGACUACUACCGCUUCUGCCUGUUUCAGCGGCAGGUGCAGGAGGAGUUCCUCCGCGAGAACACGCAGCUGAGGAGCCGCUUGCAGCUCAAAGGCUUCCCCGCGAUGCCCCAGGCCGCAGCUGAAUCAGAAAGCUGGCCGCCCAUCCAGACCUGUGAAGAGACAGAGGUUCCCGUUCCGCUGGAUGAUGCGACGGAUGCUUUAUCCAGGUCAGCAGCAGAUGCCUUGUCAAGGUCUGCUGCGACCGAGAAGUGCAAGGCUGCCUAUGAGGCAGCUUUACGCGCUGAGGAGAUAUCCUGGGCGGAAGCUGCAGAUGCAUGGGCUGAGGAGGAGCUGCGCGAGGAUGCCGAGGCCGAACGGGAGGCUGCCGUGCCAGAGAAGAAGAGGCGCAAAUCGUGAGCGCGGCACUGAUUGUGACGGUAGCUCCAGUGAGUCCAGGUCUCUGUGCAGAGAAGCCUCUUGGGCAGCCGAAGUGCCACUUGUCUUGAAACGUGGCUUCCAGGAAAAUCUGCAGAGGUUCGACUCUCAGCAGCUCCCUGGUCCCAAGCCGACCUAUUGGACCUUUUGGGCCACCCAGUCACUGGUGGUUGAUUUAUUUGUGGUCUCCAGGUCUGGCAUGCGAGGCAUUCGGCCAUCUUGCUGGCUCCCAUGUAAUUCGUUGGAAUUCGCAGAUCGCUUGCCUUGGGAUGACUUGGCAGCGGAA